UGGUAGAAGUUUUUACUUAUUUGCAUUAGAAAGUGUCGUUAUAUAGUGAUUACAAUGUAAUGGCCCAGUUAUUUGAUUUGAACUUAUGUGUAUUGUGCCAAAAGAAAAAAAAUGUUAAUAAGAAUCUUGAAAGCACUGAAAAUGGCUGCGAAAAUAUCAGAAAUGCUGUUAUUCGAGUGGUUGAUUCUUCCCUCAAGGGUUUGAAAGGGAUACUGACUGAAUGGGACCUAAAGAAAAUUCUUCAAGUAUCUAUGGAUGGACCUAAUGUCAACUUUAAAUUCAUAAGACUUCUGCAAAACGACAUAAAGAAAGUCCAAAUGAUCCUAGUUUUCUCAAUAUUGGCUCUUGUGGAAUUCUCUCGUGUCAUGGCCAGAUAUAGUUACAAUAACUGUACCUCUAAUAAUCAAAUUAAGUAUUAAAAGUAGUAAAUGCAACAGUUUUUUUUUAGUAAAUUAAACCGUAUGGAACGUGUAAUUUACAGUAAUAUUGUGAAGCCACAUUAACUACUUCAUGUAAAGCAAGUAAGAAGAAUGGUUUCGUUCGUAGCUAAAAAAGUAGUUGAAAUAAGUAGUUUUCUAUGCAUAGUUAAAACAACUGACAAAGGUAAUUUUCCCUAUAAACAUAGCUAGAUAUUUAAAUGACUAAACUCGCUAGAAAAACUCAACAGAUUAAUUAUGGCACUAAUGUUAUUUAAUUACUCAAAGAAUGAAAGCGAUCUAGCAUGCGGUUUAUGUUUGAGGUUAGAUUCGUUCCGACUAUCCAAAGUGUAAUCAUUUUUUGAAAAGUUUAUCUACUGUCAAGACAAUUAUUCAAAUGCAAACAUCAUAAAAGCUUUUAUAAACUUUUAAAUACUUACCCUGCCCACUUUUGAAGCUGAACUUGAAGCCAGUGUUGAAGCAGAAGCGGAAUCUGUUGUGUGAGGUUGUUUGGGCAAGCUUGUGCCGUCAACUGAUGAGUUUUCUGUUUCCUGUGACAUGUUGAAAGUCCAAUAUGCAACUCCACGUUCAAUUGACUUUUAAGCACAUACUAGAAUUUGGUGAGCGAGGUAUAAUGCGACCUCGAAUGCAACACAAUGAACCGAAUUAGAAGCGCGUAGAUGCAGGCGGUCACUGGCGGCAUGCUAUCAGAGUAAAUUCACGAACAAAGAACGAGGAUGCGCCGUGCCCGCCAAAAAGUGCGAUUGCGGCCUACCGUGGCGCUCUCAUUCAGGCUGUAACUGAACUUAUGAAAUUUCAAAUUGCUCUUUCUACAAAUCACCGAUUGUUAACUCUUAAAACUUCAAAAAUUAAACUAUCAAAUAAUCAUAUUGAUUACACUACUUUUAAUAACUCUUUCAUUUAUAACUAGUAGGAUAUGAUUGUUUUUAUUAUACACGACCCCUCAAUAGAACUACUGUAAAGCGUAAUUGUUACCAUAUUUUGGUUUUCACCUCUCCUAAAAAUGUAAGGCAGAUGAUUUCAACUAGAAAAAAUAGUUAUUGUAACUACAGAUGAUUGACCAUUCUAAAGUGGUCCCAUUUACUUUACACGAAUUGUCAUAUCGGUUGUACUAUUUUUAACUAUUCAUCUAUAACUAUGAGGAUACGGUUAUAUUUAUAACACUCAAUUCCGUGAUGCAACUAUUGUGAAGAGUCAUUGUUACUGUAUUUUGUUUGCAACCUCUCCUAGAAAUCUAAAAUAUGUGAUCCAACUAGGAGAAAUGGUUAUUCUAACUACAGGUGGUUGACCAUUCUAGAGUGAUCCCACUAACUACACGUGAAUAGUCGUAAUGAUUAUACUAUUUUUAACUACUUAUCUACAAUUAGGAGAAUAAGGUUAUUUUUAUUGCACUUGACUCCUUGAUAAAACUACUCUGAAUAGUCAUUGCUACUAUAUUUUGGUUGUCACCUCUACAACAAACGUAAAACUGUUGAUCCAACUAGGGGAAAGCUUUAUAGUAACUACUGGAAAUUGACCAUUCUAAAGUAGUUCUACUUACUACAUACGAAUAGUAAUAAUGAUUGGAAAAAUGGUACCCAUGACUACCUUUUUUUCAACUACACCACUAUAGUUUAGUUUACCACAGCUAUUUUGUUCAGUGCAUUGAAAAAAAAACAUCAUGUGCUAAUAUCCGGAAAUAAUAGCUUCCGUCGAAAAUACCACUACGUACUUGAACCGUUGUCUUGAACAACUCGUUACUUCUAACUUGAUAACUAGAAGUAUUGCCGAUUGCAUCCAAAAAGAGUAUUCGGACUUUUGCAGUCAGGAAUAUGUUAUAGAUAUUCUGUCUCACGGCAAUGCCUUUUUAGAACGAGGCUUUUCUGUUAAUAAAGAAAUUAUCGUAGUAAACCAAAAUGAAAGAGCCUCCAUUGCUCAGCGAAUAAUAUUUGAUUCCGUAACAGCCAAAGGUGGAAUUAAAAAUCUUGGUAUAUGGAAAAAGAUGUUACAUUUUGUAAAAAACGCACAGUAUGUACAAAGAGGCCCUCGCAACUAAGAAAAAGGCAGCAGAAGCAAAGAAAGCCAAACAAUGUGAAGUUCAAGGUUUACAGGCCAAGGAACGUAAACUUGAUGAAGAAAGAGAAAUCCUUGCAUCAGAAAUAGAAACUAAGAAGAAAGACCUAAAGACAUAGUCAGUUUUUUAAUUAAGUAAAUUUUGUUUUAAUUUUUGAAGUUAAAGCAAUAGUAUAAGAAGAAAUUUAUUUAGUUAUUUUUAUAAACUAAAAGUUUAUUAUCAACAGUAGGAUAAAUAUAUGCAGUUGUGCAUUUUGUACCUGAGUCCAUCUAAAGAAUUAUAUUGUGUAAUUACUUCAAUUUGUCAAACUAAAACAGAGAAUAAAACUUGUAUUGCAAAAA
Messenger RNA from Belonocnema kinseyi, 2831 nucleotides. RefSeq lists its product as uncharacterized. The record is from RefSeq and is a predicted model, not a curated record. The transcript has 2 exons. NCBI's taxonomy places the organism in Eukaryota, Metazoa, Arthropoda, Insecta, Hymenoptera, Cynipidae. Bases 60 to 419 code for a protein of 119 amino acids.